AGAAAUACGUUGGAUAUUCGAAUUUCGAGACAAAUGUGAGAGGGAAGAGGAACAGGGAUCGAUCGAGGAAGAUCGAGAUCCAGAUGAAAGUGGGGCACGAGCAUAACGGUGUGCCGUGAACGAUGUGAGGAAAGAUCUCCGGGUGGAAGAAUCGAAGGCGAUCGAUCCGGGUGGAACAAGGCGGCCUUUUGUUCGCCGGUGGAAGAUCGAGGGUGGUGGAUCGCCGAUAACGAUGGGCGGAGGGAGGAGAGUGCGGCCGAGCGGGCCGAAGCGUGAUCGUGCGAUGGUAUGGUCGGUGUCUCUGUGCUGUUUAGUAUUUCUGGUUGGCAAGGUGGAGAGUGCACCGCCCGGGAUAUGCGCGAUGGACGGCUGCAACUGCACCGUCAAGGCACACCGUUGGAUUAACGUCAAAUGCAUCUUCUCCAACGACCAGGACGUGGAAUUACUGGAGGGAACGAUUCCGUCGGAGGCGAUGGAAGUCGAGGUCUCUCAUUGCAGGGAGUUGAGGAUCCAGUCGGGCGCUUUCGCGGACGGAGCACCUUUGAAACGCGUCCACGUGUCCGGGAUCUACAGCCUGGUGGCAAAGAGACAGGCGUUCCAGAACUUGAGCGCCCCUAACACGCAUCUCGAGGUGUCCGAGUGCAACAGCGUGAUCCUGGAAAGCCACGCGUUCAGGAACUCGCGGGGGACGCUGAGCGUUUCGAUAUCCAGAUGCAGAAACGUAGGGAUCAAGCCGAACGCCUUCUCCAGGCUGCUCUGGAUCACCGUCAGGGAGGUGCCGACCCUCGAGCUGUCCAGCAAUGCGUUCAAACUCGAAGCUUCUCAACACGGAAGGCAUGGACCAGCGACCAAGAUUAUGUUCCAAAGCGUGAGAAUCACGGAGUUGCCGACAGCGGUGUUCCCAUCGGCGGUUGCAGAGGUCCGCAUGGACGAUAUCUGGACAAAGGUGAUCCGCAAGAACGCUUUCUGCGCCAUGACGAUCUUCAGCGUGACCAUAAGCAACGCGUCGAUCCUGGAGAUCGAGACUGGGGCGUUCAGCGACAGAGCGUUAAUCCACAGCCUCGAGUUCGUCGACGUCAGAUUGAAGAGUAUAGAGAGAGGAGCCUUCCGGGCUGGCCACGACAACCUCACCAUACAAUAUUCAAGGCUGUCCGAGGUGGAUACCGGCGCUAUCGACAUAUCCGCCGCCACCGUCAGCUUCAACAACAACGAGUUCCUGAAUCUGCACCAAGGCGCGAUCGUCCUCCACCAGUGGAACCACAUAGCCAUCGAUUACAAUCUGUUCGUCGAGUUGGAGACGGACGCGAUCACGGCAGAGGUGGACGCGACCUCGGCGCCCAACUUCGAGUUCUCCUUCACGGGGAAUCACGUGGAGAAGGCGAGGGCUGGCUCGUUGAGAUUCGCAGCGAUCUCUCAACGGGUGAACACGGCCAGGGUAGGUAACAAUUACUUCAAGGAGCAGUGCAGAUGCGGCCUAGACGAUUGGAUACGGGACGUGACGGGGAAGAACAGCUCCGUUUCGUGGAUGAUGGACUCGAGUUUCUGCGUGGUCGAUCAACUUCUCGACAAGUGUUUCAAUCUACCCCAGGGCUACAUGUCGAUGAGAAACUUCACGAGGAUCAUUUGCGCGCCCGGGGAUCACAUCGUUUGCGAGAAACCGUCCGCGAAACCCGAGCCGACCGUCAGCCCGCCGAGCGUCGGCCCCCACGUCNCGAGGAGUUGACGGAGGAGUACCUGAGGGACCUGAGGGAGAGGUUGAACGAUCCCGACAAUUACAAUCAGGCGAGGGACAUGAUAGAGCAUCUGUACGAUCUGAUCAAGGUGGAGGAGAGUUGCAACAACAACAACAACAACGACGAC
Apis dorsata (giant honeybee) is the source of this 1860-nucleotide messenger RNA. RefSeq lists its product as uncharacterized. Bases 233 to 1723 code for a protein of 496 amino acids. The transcript is spliced from 4 exons. The record is from RefSeq and is a predicted model, not a curated record. Lineage: Eukaryota; Metazoa; Arthropoda; Insecta; Hymenoptera; Apidae.